AUGGACCCCUCCUCCAUCCCUCCUCCCCCCACCUUCACCGCCCCUCCCACCGCCGUUCCUGCCUCCGCUCCGGCCCCCUCCGCCAAUCUAACUUCUGCAAACUACCCUCCCUAUGCUGAGAUGAUACGUACAGCUCUCGCGGCUCUCAACGAGAGAAACGGCUCCAGCAAGAAAACCAUUGCCAAGUUCAUAGAGCAAGCCUAUCCGCGCCUUCCCUCAAACCAUCCCGCCUUGCUGACUCAGCAUUUAAAUCUCUUGAAAAGCAACGCUCUUCUUGUUAUGGUCAAAAAAUCUUACAAGCUCCCUAAAUUUGAUGCUUCACCUCCCACCGCCCAAAGAAAACGGGGUCGCCCCCCCAAGCGCAAGCCCAACGCCGACCCGCAGCCCCAGCCCCAGUCUCUUGUUCGGCAAAAUGCCAACCCUCAGGCGACGAGAAGGGGCCCCGGUCGUCCACCGAAAGCUAGGAGGAACAUAGUGGACCAACCUGGGCCGCCAGCGCGAUGGGGGGGACCACCCGGCUCGCAAAGACCUGGGUGUCCUUCCAAGCCCAAAUCCGAGUUGGCAUUUUCUAAUGGGACCAACUGGCGUCCUGGUCGCCCUCCCAAAAAUCAAACGAACACGACGGCCAUCCCCUUGGCCCCUCCCGGUCCCGCUGUACUUGCCAAAACAGUAACUUCUAGCACAGUUCCCACGGUACCGCCAGACUCUAGCUUACCAAGUAUACCUUCAAGAGGUAGAGGAAGACCAAAGAAGAAUGCCGCUGCAGUGCCUCCAUCGGGAGCUAUAUUACAAGCUGUUGGAGCUGGUCAUGGGGCGCAGGGGUAGCUAGACCCAGAGCUCCUGUCAGAAGAUCUGUCGGCCCGCCAAAGAAGGGAACAUCUGUUGAGGAAGUGUUGAGGAGCAAACUUGAAUAUUUUCAAUUAAAAGUGAAUGAAUCUCUUGGUGUGAUCAAGCCCCAUUUUAGCAUUGCGAGUCCACUCAGUGCAAUUGCAGCAGUUCAAGAAUUAGAAAGACUUGCAACGAUGGACCUCAAUGCGCCGUUAAGAAAGGAAACACAAGAACUGCCGCCAUGGCAACUGGCAGUUCGUCAACCACAGCAUUUUUGUCAGCAACUACUGCAGAUGCCAUCACAGCAUCCGUUUGAAACGCAGUAACUAUUUCCACCACAUGCAAGUGGUUCAAGAACCCCAAACUGAUGGUGAAAAUUCGCACAAAAGUGUUUUUAAGAAGGCGCAUGAGGCAAAAGAUCUGUAAAUCAAAGUAGGAAGUGGCAGAAAUGAUUUUUCGCUGAAAGCAUAAUGAAUGUAUGCAUAUAAGCUUUGGUAUUUGGGUACUGGCGAGUUGUUCGCCAUCCCUUUUUCACCUUUGGUUAUACUGAGAAGGGAAAGACUUGUGUUUCAGGAUCAUGAACCGUCCUAUCUUUUUGAAUGUUCGUAACUGAAAAAAAAAAAGACUGCAAUAGGUUGGUUUAAUAAAGUUAGUUUUGUGGGAAAUAGAUGCUUUGCCUGAAAUAAUAUGUUCUGUCUGUGGCUGCAUCUGCCCCGUUAGGUUUCGAUUUGUUUUAUUAACAAAUUAUCGAUCUAUAUACAUUAUGAAGUUUCUGAUGAGUGGCAAUGAAUUUUGUGGUUUAUUUUACAAA
Molecule: messenger RNA, 1639 nt
Organism: Neltuma alba
Lineage: Eukaryota; Viridiplantae; Streptophyta; Magnoliopsida; Fabales; Fabaceae
Product: HMG-Y-related protein A-like
Exons: 4
Coding region: 1-825 (274 amino acids)
Biological process (GO): chromosome condensation; nucleosome assembly; negative regulation of DNA recombination
Cellular component (GO): nucleus; nucleosome; nucleolus
Molecular function (GO): nucleosomal DNA binding; double-stranded DNA binding
Source: RefSeq, a predicted model, not a curated record